Messenger RNA from Penicillium brasilianum, 1771 nucleotides. The record is from the annotation of a GenBank genome assembly. Lineage: Eukaryota; Fungi; Ascomycota; Eurotiomycetes; Eurotiales; Aspergillaceae.
GAGGCUGCUUGCCUCGUUGAAAUGAAACACACCACAUCAAAUUCCCUAUUGUGUGAUAGAAUCUGCGUGCUGCUUGGCCUGUGAAAGAAUUGGAAAGUGGUUCAAUACGGUUAUACCCACGCAUACAGCUGCUCCAAUAUUUCAGCCUCAUUGAUGGCCGCGUCGGCAAUGGAUGCGUCUACGGGGGCAGGAGCCACAUUGACAUUAAAUCUCUCUGACGACGGGCUCUAUGCUGCCCAUGUCAACGGAAAAGACCUGAUUCUCUAUGCCGACCCAGCUUCCGAAAACAACGAAGCCCAGGUCGUCAGGAUCAAAGAGAACGGCGUCAAAUAUCUGAAAUUUUGUCCUAUAUCGACAUCAUCCGGAAGAUUCAACCAAAAUUCAGAACGACGACUUCUCAGUGCUAAUGACUCUCGCAUUUCAGUAUGGCAGCUGGAGCCAUUGCAAAUCUUCGCGGAAAUUGAGAAUCUCGAGCCCGGAGCAUUGAGCAUCGACUUUGGCAAAGAUGGAAACGAAAUACUCGUCUUCCAUGCCUGGAACACAAAACUCACAAUCCACUCACUCGAUACUGGUCGAAGCUCAGUGAUCAAGACGCCAAAGGGUGCCAACCCCCUUGGAUUCGGAUAUCGUCCAAAUACUAGGCACCUUGCUUUCUUAUUAAAGCCCGACGCAUCUGAUUUGUUGACCAUCCAUGAGCCCCAGACCCAUGAGCUAGUAGGUCGGGCUGUUCUGCCGACUAUCGAUGCACAAGGUCUGAAAUGGAGUCCCGAUGGGAAGUGGCUUGCCGUCUGGGAUGUUGCAAGUGGUGGCACUAAAGUGCUGGUUUACACUGCGGAUGGACAGCUAUUCAGGACCUACACUGGACCCGCGGGAGUAGACGAUGCAUUCGAUUUGGGCGUGAAGCAAAUUGAAUGGAGUUCUGUAGCUGGUUCAAACGGGACUUCGGAGGUUCUUGCAGUGGGAAAAGUCAAUGGCAAUAUUGAUCUGCUACGAACCCGCACGUUCUCAUCUUCAAUUACUUUAUCACACCUUUUCCAAGCUGAUCAACACGCACCGAGUAUCUGGCGCGAGCGUUUCACCAGCGCCGUCGGUGAUGCGGACUACGUUGAAACUUCAAGCUCGUCCGCCUCAAACAUGAGUCCCGAAUCAUCAGGGCCAUCACGGGGCGUUGCAAUCAUGACAUUCAGCUCUGAUGGAACCCUUUUGGCAACCGUGGACUCCAUGCGAUCCAACGUCGUCUGGAUAUGGGCUCUAGAUGGCUCUCCCAGGCUGGCUUCCGCCUUGGUACACGAGCAACCCGUUCGGCAGCUUGCUUGGCACUCUUCAACACCACAACUGCUGAUCAACACGAUUACCAAUAAUCUACCUACUAUACGAUGGUGGUCACCGAAUGCUCACCCUGUGAUCGCUCGGGUUCCUACCCACAAGAGCGAGAGCGGCAAGUAUGAAGUGAAAUGGCUGGCGGAAUCAGAGCCCGACUCGGCCUUUUGGUUUGCAUCUACGGAGGAAUAUGUGGUAGGAUAUUUGUCUGCAGAAGAAGACUCGGUAAAUUUUGAGGUCCUGAACUCGGUGACAAGUCAAGGAUAUGGUGGAGAUGCUGGAAGUAUGCUGAGCAGGUAGCCAAGGGAAUGGUUGCCGUGCUAGAUCUCUUAAUGUUGACUGGGGAUGAUGAAUCCACGACUGAAAGAUGCAUUGGAUAUAAAUUUGGCAUUCAGCCCGUGUAAAUGCUCUUCAAUAAUCAUAUUCCUCCAAGAUGGUCACAUUCAUUAAU